Molecule: messenger RNA, 594 nt
Organism: Aspergillus terreus NIH2624
Lineage: Eukaryota; Fungi; Ascomycota; Eurotiomycetes; Eurotiales; Aspergillaceae
Exons: 2
Coding region: 1-594 (197 amino acids)
Molecular function (GO): RNA nuclease activity; RNA binding
Source: RefSeq, a predicted model, not a curated record
AUGCACUCGCUGCGCUGUCUCGUCCUGACGCUUGCCGUCUUCCUAGCAGGACCAGCAUGCCAUCUUUUCGCCUUCGCACAAGCCGACGACGUUAAUGCCGAAGACAUCAACAUCACUGCCCCCGUCCCUUCCGACCUGGAGCCCCAGGACCCGCCAUCCUGGAAUGUCCUAGACAUACACGCCAAAAGCCUGGAGGUUAAAGUGAAACAGAACCCGACCAAAGAACUGACCUGCCCGAAGACGGACAACGGCCGGAACCGCCAAUACGCAGCACACAAGUAUACGGUGAACCAGAUCCAGGCGGCUUUCCGAGCCGGUAUCAAUCUCCAAAGCAAAGGCAAACAGACAGGAGAUAAUCAUUACCCGCAUAACUUUCGCAAUGGAGACAGGCUAGCGCUCGGUGCCUGUGGGAAUACAAGGACGAAGUCAGAGUUCCCAAUCCAGAUAGACGGAAAGACGUACAGCGGAGGAAAGGUUGAUGCUGUGCCUGACCGGGUUAUCUACGAGUAUAAGGAAAGCAAGAAGACGCUUGAGGUGUGGUUUUGCGGUAUCGUGCGGCAUGGCACAGGGAACAACUUUCUCAACUGCCCUUGA